Messenger RNA from Salvelinus fontinalis (brook trout), 8714 nucleotides. Its product is annotated as activin receptor type-2A-like. Gene Ontology annotation, biological process: activin receptor signaling pathway; protein phosphorylation; cellular response to growth factor stimulus. NCBI's taxonomy places the organism in Eukaryota, Metazoa, Chordata, Actinopteri, Salmoniformes, Salmonidae. The transcript has 12 exons. Bases 1102 to 2685 code for a protein of 527 amino acids. The record is from RefSeq and is a predicted model, not a curated record. Gene Ontology annotation, molecular function: activin binding; activin receptor activity; ATP binding. Gene Ontology annotation, cellular component: plasma membrane; activin receptor complex.
AGUAAAGAAAAAAACAAAGACAAUCCUCACCAAACGCCAUCUUGAAACACUGGUCACAGAAGAGGAAAACGUUGAGGAUACUGCACGCUUGGGAAAAUGCUGUACUGCCGUUCUUGUCUUGGAUACCCUCAUGACUUGACAGCAGCGUGUUGACAAAACGAAUUAACUGUUGAUCUCAUGUGUGUUUCCCAACGACGCUUCUGAUUAAAUCUUGGUUGCUCCAAAGCUGCAACGAUUUUUACAGACACUGGUUGCCAGCUUUUACCGUAUGCAUAACUAGCUCGCAAAAGUCAACGGACAGAACACGUUACAAUCCAUUGGGAAGGGAAAAUACAAUGUUUCUGUUUGGAAUCGGAUUAUGCGCUAGCAUAACGUUAACGUUACAUUUUGGAAGGUGAAGACAGCGUUGUGAGGACCAAGAAAUUAGAUGUAUCAAAUAUAACGUUAGUCCACGACAUGUGGUGUAUUGAACGUCUUAUUUAGCUAGCGAACGUUAGAUAAUUUACGAUAACUAGCAAACUAAGUAAUUUAAACUACCUGAUGCUAGCUAACGUACACAUUUUAAGAUUGAGGGUUGAUUAGCUAUGUUCCAUGGUAUUGUUGCUGAAUUUACCUGGUUUAGUCUAAUUAGGUAAAAUAACAAUGAUAAACAAUUGGAAAUCGUUUGUAAUAUUGCUAGCUACUAGUAGUACUGUAACAUGCUAACUAACGUUAGAUGGAUCGUUAGACCAACAUGCAACAAGUCAGUCAAUAGCUAUGGUUUUAACCAUUUGGUAGUCUCUAGCUAGCUACACAAGUAUCACCUCUUCCAUAUUUGUGGACAUAAUUCGUCAGGACCUUCAACUGUGUAACGUAGUAGCAAGCCUCUUGGCUGGCCAGUGGAUAUUUUGGAGUGGGUCUACUCAACAAACACCUGUCAGCUGGAAAGUCCGUGUCAAUACCACACUAUGUUGUUGACAAUACUAGCUUGCAAACUAGCUGGCUAGUUACGUUAGUCUUUUUUUGUUUUGUUGCACAGACCUUCAUAACACACAGUGGAGGAGCAAACCUUUGCAGUUGUGUUUAUUUCCCGGAAAUAAAAGGAUUUCAAUUGGAUUGAAAAUGGGAGCCGCUAGCGAGCUGGCGUUUGCUGUUUUUCUCAUCUCGUUUUCCUCAGGUGCAAUCCUGGGUCGCUCGGAGACACAGGAGUGCGUGUACUACAACUCUAGCUGGGAGAAGGAGCGAACCAACCGCAGUGGCAUCGAGCCUUGCUACGGCGACAAGGACAAGAGGCUCCACUGCUUCGCCACCUGGAAAAACACCUCGGGAACCAUCGAGAUCGUCAAGCAGGGCUGCUGGCUGGACGAUGUCAACUGCUAUGACAGUAGUGAAUGUGUGGAGACGAAGGAGAGUCCGGACGUCUUCUUCUGUUGCUGCGAAGGCAACACGUGUAACGAGAAGUUCCUCUACAGCCCCGACACGCAGGCUGUCCAAAGUAAGUCAUCGUCGACCUCCAACCCGUUUACCCAGAAGCCUCAGCUGUUCAACACCCUGCUGUACUCUCUGGUGCCCAUUAUGGGCAUCGCCGCCAUCGUCCUCUUCUCCUUCUGGAUGUACCGUCAUCACAAGCUGGCAUACCCGCCCGUCCUGGUGCCAACACAGCACGCCUUUCAUAUAAUGAUAGAGGAACAACUGGGGCCACACACCCCUCCCUCGCCCAUCAUGGGGCAGAAGCCAUUGCAGUUGAUCGAGAUCAAAGCCAGGGGGCGCUUCGGCUGUGUGUGGAAGGCUCAGCUCCUCAACGACUACGUGGCUGUCAAGGUCUUCCCCAUUCAGGACAAGCUGUCAUGGCAGAACGAGUAUGAGAUCUACAGCCUGAGUGGGAUGAAACACGAGAACCUGCUCCACUUUAUCGGUGUGGAGAAGAGAGGCAACAACAUGGACAUAGACCUCUGGCUCAUCACAGCCUAUCACGACAACGGCUCUCUGACCGAUUACCUGAAGGCCAACGUGGUGUCGUGGAACGAGCUGUGCCACAUCUCCCAGACCUUGGCCCGUGGCCUGGCCUAUCUCCACGAGGACAUCCCUGGGCUGAAGGACGGACACAAGCCCGCCGUCGCACACAGGGACAUGAAGAGCAAGAACGUGCUUCUGAAGAACAACCUGACAGCCUGCAUAGCGGACUUUGGCCUGGCCCUGAAGUUUGAAGCUGGGAAGUCAGCAGGAGACGCCCACGGACAGGUGGGCACGAGGCGCUACAUGGCCCCUGAGGUGCUGGAAGGGGCCAUCAACUUCCAGAGAGACUCCUUCCUGAGGAUAGACAUGUACGCCAUGGGGCUGGUGCUGUGGGAGCUGGCCGCUCGCUGCACCGCUGCAGAUGGUCCUGUGGAUGAGUACACACUGCCCUUCGAGGAGGAGGUCGGCCAACACCCGUCUCUAGAGGAUAUGCAGGAGGUGGUGGUCCACAAGAAGCUACGGCCCUGCCUCCGAGAGUGCUGGCAGAAACACACAGGCCUGGUGAUGCUGUGUGAGACCAUCGAGGAGUGCUGGGAUCACGAGGCCGAGGCGCGGCUCUCGGCGGGCUGCGUGGAGGAACGCAUCAUCCAGAUGCAACGCCAGACCAACGUCAUCGCCCCCGAGGAGAUUGUCACCGUCGUCACCAUGGUGACCAACGUGGACUUCCCUCCCAAGGAGUCCAGCCUAUGAAUGGACGGACAUUGACUGGACGUGCCAGGUGGUGGACAUGGAGCUAUUUUGAUUGGAUGUUUUCAGGUAUACAUUGAUCGACCAGAGUGGCCCGUUCAGGAUCAUGAACUCUGGAUGAUCCCGGGUUCAUCUCUGACCCCUGACCUCCUCAGAUGGGUGUGCUGGCAUGGCGUGGUGUGUUUUAGUGCUGGGCGCUACACUACUGUCAUUCAGGAAAUACCUGGCUGUGCCCACCAACACUGGUUUGGUUUCUACCCACUUCAUAGUAUCAUGAUGUGUUGGAUUCAGUUGGACUCCCAUAGCGAGCCUCAAACUGUACAACAGAAUCCUUCAAAAGAGCAACACUAGGUCGUAACAAACCCUGUGAGCUGGGCAAAAGGGAUAUUUUAUAUAUGAACGAAAACACUAGGACCUCCUAAUAGACUUCUGUUCUAUUUUCUAAGAAGAGGAAGGGGAAGAGGACGGACUCUCCAAGAAGAACUGUUACGGCUCAGUAAAGAAAAAAGGGCGACUUGUUUUAAAAUUCCUUUGCUGUUUCCUUUCUGUGUUUAUAUGAUAAUGACAAUUGUAAUGCCAAUAAGAAACAGCUUCUGAAUGUCACGUGUACUGCUGCUGUCAAGGUUUAUUUUAAGGGGGGGGAUCCAUUUCCAAGCGUUACUACUUUGAAAGCAAAACCAUAGACCUCCCUCGAAUCAACAAGGUAUACCUCAGUCCCAUCUUCAUUACAACACUGCAACUCUAGAAACAGAACUACUAUUGUUUCUAGUUCUAUUAAGUAUAUUUCUAUGACGACAGCAAUCUCUGUAAACCAUUCAGAUGACAUCAUUACUUUGGUAUUAUUGAACUGUAUACUGUACAGCUGUGGCAGGUGAAAGUAGAAUGGUUCUCACCACAGUUUUUAAAACUAGUCUGCCAAGAGAUGUGUGACCAUACAUUUACACACGUACAUCUGCCAUCUUGUUUUUCUUCUUUGCACGAUUUUUUUUGUCCUUAUUAUUUUUCCUUAUUUUGUCCUUCCUUGCGGUUUUAAAUCGUUUUCAUUGAAAACAUGUUAAUCCUACAUUUUAAGAGUAUUUCAAUAACCCCCUAAAUCAUUGAAAAUGAUUUUAAAAAAGCACUUCUUCCUUAUUUUGGCUUGCUGUGUCAACCGAGUAUUUAAUGAUGUGAGCAUGCCUUUUGGUUAUCCUUUGGUCUUCUUUUUAAAAAAGCUCAGGAAGCUACUCUUCUGUCUCUCUUGACUCCCUUGUUAUUACCCAUCUGUAUCUCCCAGUCCCUAGCUACUUCUCGAGUCCCUUGCUACUACCCCUCUGUCUCUCCUUGUCCGUAGCUACUACCCUUCUGUCUCUCCAGUCCCUAGCUACUACCCUUCUGUCUCUCCUUGUCCUUAGCUACUACCCCUCUGUCUCUCCUUGUCCGUAGCUACUACCCUUCUGUCUCUCCAGUCCCUAGCUACUACCCUUCUGUCUCUCCAGUCCCUAGCUACUACCCUUCUGUCUCUCCAGUCCCUAGCUACUACCCUUCUGUCUCUCCUUGUCCUUAGCUACUACCCCUCUGUCUCUCCAGUCCCUAGCUACUACCCCUCUGUCUCUCCUUGUCCGUAGCUACUACCCUUCUGUCUCUCCUUGUCCGUAGCUACUACCCUUCUGUCUCUCCAGUUCCUAGCUACUACCCUUCUGUCUCUCCAGUUCCUAGCUACUACCCUUCUGUCUCUCCAGUUCCUAGCUACUACCCUUCUGUUUCUCCAGUCCCUAACUACUACCCUUCUGUCUCUCCAGUCCCUAACUACUACCCUUCUGUCUCUCCAGUCCCUAGCUACUACCCUUCUGUCUCUAGUCCCUAGCUACUACCCUUCUGUCUCUCCAGUACCUAACUACUACCCUUCUCACUCUCUCAGUUCCUAGCUACUACCCUUCUGUUUCUCUAGUCCCUAGUUACUACCCUUCUGUCUCUCCAGUCCCUAGCUACUACCCUUCUGGCUCUAGUCCCUAGCUACUACCCUUCUGUCUCUCCAGUCCCUAGCUACUACCCUUCUGUCUCUCCAGUCCCUAGCUACUACCCUUCUGUCUCUCCAGUCCCUAGCUACUACCCUUCUGUCUCUCCAGUCCCUAGCUACUACCCUUCUGGCUCUAGACCCUAGCUACUACCCUUCUGUCUCUCCAGUCCUUAGCUACUACCCUUCUGUCUCUCCAGUCCCUAACUACUACGCUUCUGUCUCACCUUGUCCCUAGCUACUACCCUUCUGUUUCUCUAGUCCCUAGUUACUACCCUUCUGUCUCUCCAGUUCCAAGCUACUACCCUUCUGUCUCUCCAGUCCUUAGCUACUACCCUUCUGUCUCUCCAGUCCCUAACUACUACGCUUCUGUCUCACCUUGUCCCUAGCUACUACCCUUCUGUUUCUCUAGUCCCUAGUUACUACCCUUCUGUCUCUCCAGUCCCUAGCUACUACCCUUCUGUCUCUCCAGUCCCUAGCUACUACCCUUCUGUUUCUCCAGUCCCUAGCUGCUACCCUUCUGUUUCUCGAGUCCCUAGCUACUACCCUUCUGUUUCUCCAGUCCCUAGUUACUACCCUUCUGUCUCCCCAGUCCUUAGCUACUACCCUUCUGUCUCUCCAGUCCUUAGCUACUACCCUUAUGUCUCUCCAGUCCCUAGCUACUACCCUUCUCAUUCUACCAGUCCCUAGCUACUACCCUUCUGUCUCUCCAGUCCCUAGUUACUACCCUUCUGUCUCUCCAGUCCCUAACUACUACCCUUCUCACUCUACCAGUCCCUAGCUACUACCCUUCUGUCUCCCCAGUCCCUAACUACUACCCUUCUGUCUCUCCAGUCCCUAACUACGACCCUUCUGUCUCUCCAGUCCCUAACUACUAUCCUUCUCACUCUCUCAGUUCCUAGCUACUACCCUUCUGUCUCUCCAGUCCCUAGCUACUACCCUUCUGUUUCUCCAGUCCCUAGUUUUACCCUUCUGUCUCUCCAGUACCUAACUACUACCCUUCUCACUCUCUCAGUUCCUAGCUACUACCCUUCUGUUUCUCUAGUCCCUAGUUACUAACCUUCUGUCUCUAGUCCCUAGCUACUACCCUUCUGUCUCUCCAGUCCUUAGCUACUACCCUUCUGUCUCUCCAGUCCCUAACUACUACCCUUCUGUCUCACCUUGUCCGUAGCUACUACCCUUCUGUCUCUCUAGUCCCUAGCUACUACCCUUCUGUUUCUCUAGUCCCUAGUUACUACCCUUCUGUCUCUCCAGUCCCUAGCUACUACCCUUCUGUCUCUCCAGUCCCUAGCUACUACCCUUCUGUCUCUCCAGGCCCUAGCUACUACCCUUCUGUUUCUCGAGUCCCUAGCUACUACCCUUCUGUCUCUCCAGUCCCUAGCUACUACCCUUCUGUUUCUCCAGUUCCUAGCUACUACCCUUCUGUUUCUCCAGUCCCUAGCUGCUACCCUUCUGUCUCUCCAGUCCCUAGUUACUACCCUUCUGUUUCUCCAGUUCCUAGCUACUACCCUUCUGUCUCUCCAGUCCCUAACUACUAUCCUUCUCACUCUCUCAGUUCCUAGCUACUACCCUUCUGUCUCUCCAGUCCCUAGCUACUACCCUUCUGUUUCUCCAGUCCCUAGUUACUACCCUUCUGUCUCUCCAGUACCUAACUACUACCCUUCUCACUCUCUCAGUUCCUAGCUACUACCCUUCUGUUUCUCUAGUCCCUAGUUACUACCCUUCUGUCUCUCCAGUCCCUAGCUACUACCCUUCUGGCUCUAGUCCCUAGCUACUACCCUUCUGUCUCUCCAGUCCCUAGCUACUACCCUUCUGUCUCUCCAGUCCCUAACUACUACGCUUCUGUCUCACCUUGUCCCUAGCUACUACCCUUCUGUUUCUCUAGUCCCUAGUUACUACCCUUCUGUCUCUCCAGUUCCAAGCUACUACCCUUCUGUCUCACCUUGUCCGUAGCUACUACCCUUCUGUCUCUCUAGUCCCUAGCUACUACCCUUCUGUUUCUCUAGUCCCUAGUUACUACCCUUCUGUCUCUCCAGUCCCUAGCUACUACCCUUCUGUCUCUCCAGUCCCUAGCUACUACCCUUCUGUCUCUCCAGGCCCUAGCUACUACCCUUCUGUUUCUCGAGUCCCUAGCUACUACCCUUCUGUCUCUCCAGUCCCUAGCUACUACCCUUCUGUUUCUCCAGUUCCUAGCUACUACCCUUCUGUUUCUCCAGUCCCUAGCUGCUACCCUUCUGUCUCUCCAGUCCCUAGUUACUACCCUUCUGUCUCUCCAGUCCCUAGUUACUACCCUUCUGUCUCUCCAGUCCCUAGCUACUACCCUUCUGUCUCUCCAGUCCCUAGUUACUACCCUUCUGUCUCUCCAGUUCCUAGCUACUACCCUUCUGUUUCUCCAGUCCCUAGCUGCUACCCUUCUGUUUCUCGAGUCCCUAGCUACUACCCUUCUGUUUCUCCAGUCCCUAGUUACUACCCUUCUGUCUCCCCAGUCCUUAGCUACUACCCUUCUGUCUCUCCAGUCCUUAGCUACUACCCUUAUGUCUCUCCAGUCCCUAGCUACUACCCUUCUCACUCUACCAGUCCCUAGCUACUACCCUUCUGUCUCUCCAGUCCCUAGUUACUACCCUUCUGUCUCUAGUCCCUAGCUACUAUCCUUCUGUUUCUCCAGUCCCUAGCUACUACCCUUCUGUUUCUCCAGUCCCUAGUUACUACCCUUCUGUCUCUAGUCCCUAGCUACUAUCCUUCUGUUUCUCCAGUCCCUAGCUACUACCCUUCUGUUUCUCCAGUCCCUAGUUACUACCCUUCUGUCUCAAGUCCCUAGCUACUACCCUCCUGUCUCUCCAGUCCCUAGUUACUACCCUUCUGUCUCUAGUCCCUAGCUACUAUCCUUCUGUUUCUCCAGUCCCUAGCUACUACCCUUCUGUUUCUCCAGUCCCUAGUUACUACCCUUCUGUCUCUAGUCCCUAGCUACUAUCCUUCUGUUUCUCCAGUCCCUAGCUACUACCCUUCUGUUUCUCCAGUCCCUAGUUACUACCCUUCUGUCUCUAGUCCCUAGCUACUAUCCUUCUGUUUCUCCAGUCCCUAGCUACUACCCUUCUGUCUCAAGUCCCUAGCUACUACCCUCCUGUCUCUCCAGUCCCUAGCUGCUACCCUUCUGCUUUGAGACGCGGGUGACCUUUCACACCGACUCUCUCUCUCUCUUCCUGGUGCCAUCUCAACCAUAGUGUUAAAACAUCUCUACUUCUAGCCUCUCUAUCAUCUCAACUCAGUUGAGCCUUGAAUCAGUGUGACAACGUUACUACUGUAGGCCCAGCCUGGGCAAAACAAGGAUGACUCUCGUCGUCCUUCCGGACUUUGAUUUGUGAAUGUGUUCUGUCUGCCAUUUCUAGCUUGUCGUACGAGCUCAGAUGUGUCUUCUGGGUGACAUUGACACUGAUGAUGAUGAUGUGUUCAUCUUUUGCAUUCUCUCUUUUCGCACCUCGUCAGUGUUUUAACUGGAACUACAACAUCUACAGCAACGUUCAGGGAUUCAAUACUAUGCUUUUCAGUAAUUACCACAGUAUAUGCAACCCGUGCAGAAUGGUGAAAGGGCGUACAUACUUGCAUUGCUGCAGGAGCGACUUUCACACCACUGUAGCAUUUUUUUAAACAGUUCAUCUUGUCUAUUGAUGUUUUAAUGAUUUGCUGAGCUGAGCUUUCGGGUAUUAGACAGAGAGCAGGUGGGCAGGUGCCAACUCAAACAAUUAUUGCUUUACCUCUAUCUGAAAGACAGUGGAACGGACUUAGGGGAGGCCCAACUGUAUUACUGGAUUGUGUCUGUACUCUCGGGAGGGGGGGGGGGGUGAAGGCUGCAGUUGGCCAGUGGUCUCGCAGCGGAUGUAGGCUCUAUCGCAAUUAGUCUUUCCUUGGUUCCGCACAUCCUGUCUCCUUGCCUAAUAUGGUUGAGGAGGAGAGGGGAUGCGAAGAUUCAAGGACAUUUUGAAUUGAGAAAGCCGUAGAAUGGUGGCCGUUACUGUGAAUCCCCCCCCCCCCCCCCCCCCCU